AUGGGCACGGAAGGCGGGGCGCUCAAGGUGGACACGUUCAUGCCGCUUCGCUUUGCAGCCCUCAGGUUCAAGAACCCGCAGCUCCGGCUUUGGCUGUCCGUGGGCGGAUCGGCGGAACGCAGCACCGGCUUCAGUCGCGCCGCCCUGGACGACGAGGCCAACCGGGAGUUCGUACGCUGCGCCGUCGACUGGCUCCAGGAGUUCGGCUACCAGGGCCUGCUGCUCCACUGGACUUUCCCCGAAGCCCACGAGAGGCACUUCUUGGUGCGCGUCCUCGCCCCGCUCAAGGUAGCUUUGGACAUGACGGGUCAGUCGCUGGGUGCCGUGCUUCCGCUAGACGACACGCUGCGCUCACGCUUUGACGCCGAGGCCGUCACGGAACUGCUCGACCAACGUUCCGUACUGAUCAUCCCCGAAGAAACCAGGGACAGGUCCUUCAACCGGACAUUCCUGCCCUACUCAAAGGAGGUGCUCGAGCAGUACGCGCGAGCGUCUCUCGACCUCGGUUCCUCGCACGAGUCAUGCUACCUGGUGUCUCUGAGUGGGACCUCCCUGGCGCUGCGCAACAGCGACCACUGGGACGUCGGGGACGCCGCGGAGGGCCCCGGGGUCAUCGGAGGCGCUCGUCUCGGUCAGGUGGCCUUCGACGACAUCUGCGUCCGACACUGGAUAGGAUCUAAGGUGAAGAAGUACGGGGUGAUCUCUCGGCGCGGAAGCCAGUGGGUGGGCUACCUGACGGAGGACACGCUCCGGGACUUCCUCUCCGACGUGGCCAUCUCCACGGGGUCCCGGGGCUGCCUGGGCGUCGCGGACCCGGAAUGGGACGACUUCUCGGGCGUCUGCCAACCGGGCAGCCCUUACCCGCUCACCAAGGUCGUCAGCGACGCGGCCCUCACUAUCAAGGUACACCGAGCCGCCGAGCCCUAUUGCGACAGUCUUCUACGAGCUUGA
Messenger RNA from Ixodes scapularis (black-legged tick), 951 nucleotides. RefSeq names its product chitinase-3-like protein 1. Gene Ontology annotation, molecular function: chitinase activity; chitin binding. The record is from RefSeq and is a predicted model, not a curated record. The transcript is spliced from 5 exons. Lineage: Eukaryota; Metazoa; Arthropoda; Arachnida; Ixodida; Ixodidae. Gene Ontology annotation, biological process: chitin catabolic process; carbohydrate metabolic process. Gene Ontology annotation, cellular component: extracellular region. Bases 1 to 951 code for a protein of 316 amino acids.